AUGUACGCCGCUCAGAAUAUAACGCCAACAGUUUUGGAUGCCAUGAACGGAAAUGUUUCCGAAUGGUAUAACGAAUGCGACAAUGCCAUUAGAAGGUCAGAAAUAGUUCCUGGAACUUACGAAUAUACAACUGCUGUUUCUUAUGGAAACGUAGGUGAGUUUGGAGAAGGUUCUUCAACAACAGUAGAUAUUGCUUGUGACAGGUUUCAUAUUAUUUCUAUUGACAACUCAUUCUUAUACGUGGAACAAGACAUUGAAAUAAAACCUUCUGCCAAGUUGUCUGACAAGAAAGGUUGCAAUGGAAUUUUCUAUGUCGGAUACCAAUAUGCUCCAGAAGUUUUCAUGGGAUAUAAGAUAUAUUCUAACUCUGACUUAGUUCAAACAGUAACAUGGGCAAACUAUGAAUGGUUCGCUUUGAGAAACUCAGUACAACCACAAGCUAGAGAACAAACAGACCAGUAUGCAAAUAUUGAGAAAAUAAGAAGACUUGACCCUAACGUUCCAGGAGUUUAUGUUAACCUUUCUGGUUCAGAUGGAAAUGCUGCCACUAAAGUAAAACUGAAACUUAGA
Molecule: messenger RNA, 570 nt
Organism: Trichomonas vaginalis G3
Lineage: Eukaryota; Parabasalia; Trichomonadida; Trichomonadidae
Exons: 1
Source: RefSeq, a predicted model, not a curated record